Messenger RNA from Mucor mucedo, 807 nucleotides. RefSeq lists its product as uncharacterized. Bases 1 to 807 code for a protein of 268 amino acids. The transcript has 5 exons. NCBI's taxonomy places the organism in Eukaryota, Fungi, Mucoromycota, Mucoromycetes, Mucorales, Mucoraceae. The record is from RefSeq and is a predicted model, not a curated record.
AUGUAUGAAAACUCUACCGGUACCAGUAAUGCAGCCAUAGCCAGGUUAAAUGGUGUAUUACCGGUAUCGACCAGUGAUGAUAGUAUCAAGGUAGCUGGGGAGACCUUCUUCGUGAAACAAAUCAAAGACAUCGAGAAAAAGCAGGAGAAGGUCCUUGAUGAAAUUAGGCAAACUAUACCUAAUUUCGUCUCCCACGCCUAUGCCGACUUGUCCACUGAAACUGCCCAGCUCUCCAUUGGAUUGUGGGAGGAUUUCGUUCAACGAAAAAAGCUGCUUUUCAAAGGAUGUUAUAUAUGGAAACCUACAAGCUUUCAAGUACAAAGCUUGCAGGUCAACAUAACAAGGCCCUUGGAAAGUAACGAAAACUCCUGGAUGACCUCUUGGACAUAUACAACCAGGAAUUUCGCCACUGAAAUCUUUAUCAUAAAGGAAGGUAUAACUACUGCUACCUUCCUGGAUGGAAGAAGCCCAUUCUCGGACAUCGAUCUCCAUCCUAUGACUGAACCAUGGUUGUGCGGGAGGAACGAUAACGAGAAAAUUAAGCUCCUAAAGCUGAAACAGGGCAAUAAAUGGAGAAGUCACUCAAUGCGAUACUUAAUGCUGAUUGGAGUCAGCCCUCCUAUCAAUUUUGCUUCUGAACCCCAGUCUGACACCGCCAGCCUCCUUGAUCCUAUCGUUGCUUGUGAAGAUGAAGAUGUUGACGAUGAAGAAGAUGUGGCACUGGUGUUUAAAGUGAAUAAGCUUAAAAAUUAUGGUUUGUUUUCUUCAUGGAUCAAUAAACGCCCAUAUUUUCAGACGUGCUCAUGA